Messenger RNA from Nannospalax galili (Upper Galilee mountains blind mole rat), 413 nucleotides. Its product is annotated as stabilin-2-like. The transcript is spliced from 3 exons. The annotation marks the transcript as partial. NCBI's taxonomy places the organism in Eukaryota, Metazoa, Chordata, Mammalia, Rodentia, Spalacidae. The record is from RefSeq and is a predicted model, not a curated record.
UUCACUGGGCAUUCGUCAAACUAAAUUAAAUAGCUAAGUGACUCUGACAGUGCCUGGCACCAGAAGGAACAAAUAAUUCCUCAGCAUGCUACAACAUUUAAUCAUUGUCUUUCUGGGAUUAUUUGUACAAAGUACCUGCUCCCCGGCUGAAGCCACAGGACUGGCAAAAAGAUGUGAUAAGAAGUCUGUUAUAACAAUCAGGACAGAGUGCCAAACCUGCUCGCUGAAUUUUGCAGUCAAGUGUCCAGAUGGUUACACCAAGAUUACCAAUGGCUCUGUCGGGGUUCGAGAUUGCAGGUACACCUUUGAGAUCAGAACACACUCUCUGUCUCUCCCUGGAUGCCGUCAUAUAUGUAGGAAGGAUUAUCUGCAACCUCAGUGUUGUCCAGGCCAUUGGGGCCCAGACUGCAUGG